AUGGCGGCGGGCGGCGCGGGGCCCGGCGCGGGGCUGGCUGCGGGCCGGGCGCUGGUGCGGGUGGAGGGGAGCGUGGGCCGCGCCGCCCGCGUCGGGGACCCCGGGGACCUGGUGGACCUGGCUCGGCAGGUGCAGCAGGCCGAUGAGUUCACCCGAGCCAACGCCUGCAGCAGGCUGAGGGUCAUCGCCGAGCAGAUCCGCUGCUUGCAGGAGCAGGCUCGGAAGGUCUUGGAUGAAGCUGCCAGAGAUGCUGAUCUGCACCACGUGGCCUGCAACCUUGUGAAGAAGCCAGGAAACAUUUACUACAUGUACAGGAGGGAGAGUGGCCAGAGAUACUUCUCCAUCCUGUCUCCUGAGGAAUGGGGAACCAGUCCCCAUGAGUUUCUUGGUGCCUAUAAGCUCCAGCACGACAUGUCCUGGACUCCGUUUGAGGACAUUGAGAGACGAGAUGCUGAAACCAACAUCCUGGACAAGCUGCUGAGCCGCCAGGCAGCACUGCCCCCGUGCACAGAACCCAACUUCCAGGGCCUCACCAAGUGAUAGGAGUGACCACAGGGGACCUCCUGAGCAUAGGACACUCAGGUGCUUCUGUGCUGCCAAGGAAAGAGACCAAGAAUCAAAAAUGCUGCUGCUGUUUGCUCUGUGCUUCAAUGAGACUAAUUCUGCAUUCAGUCUUACUGGAUUUUCUAGUAACUGAGUAAUUGAUGUCUUUGACUCAAGCCAAGGUGUAGUGAGAGGCAGGUAAUAAAAUCAGGUGGAGUCAGUUCCAAGAGGGCUUGGGGCAAAGAAGCCAAAAUGCUUGGGGCAGAUGUGAUAGUCCUAUAAAAUAUGUCCUACCUGUCUG
Messenger RNA from Colius striatus (speckled mousebird), 844 nucleotides. RefSeq names its product chromosome 21 C1orf50 homolog (gene C21H1orf50). The record is from RefSeq and is a predicted model, not a curated record. The transcript is spliced from 4 exons. The coding region runs from base 1 to 540 and encodes 179 amino acids. NCBI's taxonomy places the organism in Eukaryota, Metazoa, Chordata, Aves, Coliiformes, Coliidae.